ACAGGCUUAUUCCCUUGUUCAGUAGCAAAGGUUUAAGUACAAGAGACAUGGUUGCUCUUUCAGGUUCCCAUACAAUAGGCCAAGCAAGAUGCGUGACCGUCCGCGAUAGAAUAUACGACAAUGGGACUAACAUUGAUACUGGCUUUGCUAGCACCCGGAGACGCCGGUGUCCUGUUGAUAAUGGGAAUGGUGAUGAUAAUCUUGCACCCCUGGAUGUGGUGACACCCAAUUCUUUUGAUAACAAUUACUUCAAGAAUCUCAUUCAAAGAAAAGGCCUCCUUCAAUCAGAUCAGGUACUUUUUAACGGAGGAUCUACGGAUAGUAUUGUGACCGAGUAUAGCAAAAGCCCUUCAACUUUCAGUUCUGAAUUUGCAUCUGCCAUGGUAAAAAUGGGAGAUAUCGAACCUCUCCUUGGCUCUGCUGGAGAGAUAAGAAAAAUCUGCAACGUUAUAAACUAA
Vitis vinifera (wine grape) is the source of this 458-nucleotide messenger RNA. RefSeq names its product lignin-forming anionic peroxidase-like. The record is from RefSeq and is a predicted model, not a curated record. Gene Ontology annotation, biological process: response to oxidative stress. Bases 48 to 458 code for a protein of 136 amino acids. The transcript has 2 exons. Gene Ontology annotation, molecular function: heme binding; peroxidase activity. Lineage: Eukaryota; Viridiplantae; Streptophyta; Magnoliopsida; Vitales; Vitaceae.